This is a messenger RNA of Triplophysa rosa, 1288 nucleotides long. RefSeq names its product transcription initiation factor TFIID subunit 6-like. The record is from RefSeq and is a predicted model, not a curated record. The transcript has 3 exons. Lineage: Eukaryota; Metazoa; Chordata; Actinopteri; Cypriniformes; Nemacheilidae. Bases 97 to 552 code for a protein of 151 amino acids.
UCACACGUGGUGAAGGCUCGUGCACAGGCUGCCUUCCAGGCCCAAACAGUCAACAGAACUACACUUACCAUAACACAGCCCAGACCAACUCUGUCAAUGUCCCAAAGCGGGUUGACGGCAUCAAGCGGUUCUCGUACACCCAGCAUCAUUAAAGUGCCCAGUUCUCUCACACUCAUGUCUACUCGGCCCGGAACGCCCACCCAGCCAUCACCCCCAGCCACCAAAUAUAUAGUCAUGGCAACCAGUGCAGGUGCUGCCUCUACACAACAGGUGAUCACUCUCAGUUCCUCCCAGUCCGGAUCACCUGUCACAAGUACUGUCCCCAGCACCCCCACAUCUUUACAGUCACUCGUCAAACUGGAGUCUGGAAACGCAGGAGCAGUGGGAGGCUCACGCCCUCUCCAGAAAUAUAUUGUGGUGUCUUUGCCUUCAUCUUCCUCACUGGAGAACAAAGGCAUUCUCCCCACUUCUACCUCACCAAUCAGCAUGGAGACAACGGUGAAGCUGGAGCGCUCCGAAUCACCGGCCGCAAACAUGCAGUCGCCACACUGAGAAGUGCAAAUAUUGUCACGUGCACCACAAAAACACAGAAGAAAAACAAAUGUAGCUUGCAACUUGCCAUAAGGUUUAUUUAGCAUUUUGAAACAAACUGACACACUCAGUAUUAGAGGAGGCAAGCAAAUAGCUAUGCACGCUUGACCAUUAAACUUACUCAAAUACACUGCCCACACAGAAUACUUCAAACAUUACCACUCAAGCAUGUAUAUUCAAAAACGUACAUGUCUGCAUACUGUAAAUACCUGUACACACACAGGAAUACACAUUCGCCUUUAUGGCUGGAAGCACAAAGAUGCCAAAACAUGGACAACCUUGUGCAACUUUUGCACACAAGAGUUGCAAACAAAACAGAAUUGAUGCUGAUCGUGAUAUAAAGUUGCAGUGUAAACCACAGGAGUGAUGCGGAUGGUGAUUAGUGAUGUAAAGUUGCUGUGCGUUCUCCACAGGACUUUAGCAAUGUUUCAAUAAUGAAUAUAAAGUCAUGCUCGUAUUUAUAAUGGGAGCAGGAGCGAUGGAUUUUGGAUUGAGGGGGUACAAAAGAGACAGUGGGUGUUAUCGCCAUCGCUGUACAAUAUUCAUGUGGAUAAUUUUGCACAUACAUGUGUGCUUGUUGACAGAAAACUGGGCAUUUAUAGGGUUUAACAAACAGUUUAAUUGAUUUACUAUUUCGUAUUCAUUUUGUAUCUUCUAUAAUAAAGAUGGUUUUUAAAUGUGGUUGUCAGUGUCUAGU